Dryobates pubescens (Downy woodpecker) is the source of this 1150-nucleotide messenger RNA. RefSeq names its product TATA-box binding protein associated factor, RNA polymerase I subunit D (gene TAF1D). The transcript is spliced from 5 exons. Bases 9 to 1037 code for a protein of 342 amino acids. The record is from RefSeq and is a predicted model, not a curated record. Gene Ontology annotation, cellular component: nucleus; nucleoplasm; RNA polymerase transcription factor SL1 complex. Gene Ontology annotation, biological process: regulation of DNA-templated transcription. Lineage: Eukaryota; Metazoa; Chordata; Aves; Piciformes; Picidae.
ACUGAAACAUGACUGAUGCAGUUGAAUCCCAGUCUUCUGACUCUGAUUACCCUGAUGCCCAAGAGCUAAUCGGCAGUCAGCAGAAAGGCCCGCGCAAGGCACAUACACGUGAAGCGAAUGCACGGGUGGAGCGUUCGUGUUCAAGGCAGAAGAAUGCUGCUGCUGAGGAGUCUUCAGCUGAGCCCAGCAGUAUACACCAAUCAGCUGCUUCAGCCGAAGUUUUGCUGGUCAGCAGUGAUUCAGAAAUGGAUCUCUCUGCUACUAGUGACAGUGAGUAUCAUCCUGAGUGCUACACUGCACCCUCGAAGCACAAAAUGAGACUGCGGUCUUCAAGGCAACAAACAGAAUCUGUUGCGGAAGUGUCUGACAGUGAAAGCUCUUCAGAUUCGUCUCCGCCCCCUGCGGUGCAAUCAUCAGAAACUUCCCAGAAGCAGAAGUCAAAACUAAAUGUGAAAGCCAUUUUGGCCUAUCACUUCAGAGGAAAGAAGUUUAGGGCUGCUGCACACCGCAAGUACAGGGUUAGCUCAUGGAAGAAGAAGAAAAAGCAUGAGAGGACACCUAGGGAGGCGCCUCUGGUGCGGCGACGGCUGACAGCCUCCCCUCAGGAACAGAGGAGAAGGCUUCUACACAGAGGCUUUCAAUUCCCUUUUGUCCAAGAACAUUAUGGGAAGAAACACAUUCCCUUAAAGAUGGUUCUUGACUAUGAGCAAGCAGCUGCCAAGGGGUAUUUCCAGUACAUUGAAAUGCUUAAAUAUGAAGACCAUCUUAAAAGAGCUUUAAAAACCCUUCAGGCCAGUGAAGACUUGGAAAAACAGUGCCUGUCAGUACGGAAACACAAAUACUUAGAUGAUGAAGGUCCCAUUUCCCCUAUUCAGGAGACAAACAGUGAUGAUGACAACUUGAAUUCUGAUAAUCCAGAACAAUUUGAUGCCAGAGUAGUGGAGAACAGCUCUUUCAUUAUAAGCAGCAAAAUUCCCAGCAAGAAAAAAUCAAAACGUGCAAAAUCAACUGAAGUGAUUGAAAUAGAAGAUGAUUGACUGUGCUGCUGAGAGCUCUGGGUUUCUGCAAGGCGUUUGCCUCUGAAGUGGCAGUGCUUGCUCUUCAGAUACCCUUUGUCAUGGCCUCUGUAGUUUAAAAUACUGUAAAGACA